AUUUGACUAUUAAACCAGGCCAGUUGUGCGCUAUGGUCGGCGCCGUGGGCUCCGGCAAAUCGUCCGUGCUACAUCUGCUGUUGAAGGAGCUGGAUCUCGGCGGAGGUUUUGUGAUACUCAGUCAGGGCUCCUCCAGUCAAGAGCCUUGGAUCUUUAAUGGUACUGUGAGAGAAAACAUAUUAUUUGGCGAGCCCUACGACAAAGCCAGAUACAUGCAAGUUAGUAUAUAAU
This is a messenger RNA of Wasmannia auropunctata (little fire ant), 231 nucleotides long. RefSeq names its product probable multidrug resistance-associated protein lethal(2)03659. The record is from RefSeq and is a predicted model, not a curated record. NCBI's taxonomy places the organism in Eukaryota, Metazoa, Arthropoda, Insecta, Hymenoptera, Formicidae. Gene Ontology annotation, cellular component: membrane. Gene Ontology annotation, molecular function: ATPase-coupled transmembrane transporter activity. Gene Ontology annotation, biological process: transmembrane transport. The coding region runs from base 33 to 230 and encodes 65 amino acids. The transcript has 2 exons.